AUGGCUGCAUGCAUAUCGUCAUUAGGUCACGAUCAAUAUUCAUUCAACAAGUUUGAUGAAGUAAUUUUCAAGUUUUCGCACAAGAGGCCGUACUUCGACUUCUCUUCUUAUGAAAUUAAUGAUCAACUGGAAAAUCACAGCAACAAGAGACUCAAAUUUAGUUAUGAUGCUGAUCAACACUUGAGUUUUUCAAUCAACUCAUCAUUAGGUCUUAUUGAUCAAUAUUCAUUCAAGAACGUAGAUGAAUUUUUCAAGAUCAACAAGAGGCUUGACUUUAGUACUAGUAACAAAUUACCAUGCCUAAAAAUGGUGGCUGGAUCUUUAUACUUGCCCAAAGAAAAUCCAAAGAAACCACUAGGUGAAGAUGCACACUUUAUCCAUGAAUUAUACCAAACUGUUGGUAUCGCUGAUGGCGUUGGUGGCUGGGCCAAAAAGAAAAUUGACGCUGGAAUUUACGCGAGAGAACUUAUGAAAAAUUCAUUUAUGGCUACAUAUAAUGAACCAAAGGGUGACGUGAACCCUAAAAGGGUUCUUCAAGAAGCUUACAGAAACACAAACUGCCAUGGAUCAUCUACAGCUUGUAUUAUAACCUUAAACUCCGAGAAGAAUACUUUAUGUGCUGCUAACGUUGGUGACAGUGGAUUUUUCCUAAUUAGGAAGGGAAAAAUUAUAUACAAGUCGCCAAUACAACAACGGGGCCGAUUUGGGUGUCCCUAUCAAUUGGGGAAUAGUAAGGAUAAUCCUAGCGUUGCUCAGGAGAUGGAACUAAACGUCGAAAAAGAUGAUAUUUUGAUCGUUGGAACGGAUGGGAUGCUGGAUAAUAUGAACGAAAGUGAGAUUGAGGAAAUUGUUCUGAGAGGGAUGGAUAAGAAGUUGAAGGCAGAGGAGUUGGCUAGUCAAAUUGGAAACGUUGCGCUGUAUAAUUCAUUUGAUAGAUUUGCAGAUACACCAUUUGCAAGAGCAGCUGAGAGGGAACGGCUUAGUCAUUUACAUAAAGGAGGAAAAAUUGAUGACAUUACUGUUAUUGUUUCGUAUAUUCAGUGAUUCAUUCGGAAAAGAAAUAUUCAAUUUUGAUGGAGCAGAAAAAUGGAAGCAGAGAAGUGGAGAUUCUGAAGCAUCAGUUUAGGUGUAGCAAAUUUUGUAUUAAAAAAAAAUAUGAUGCACAAAAUGUAACCAAUGUGCGAUUUAGUGUAAGUGGUAAAUUUACUGAUUCUUUGUUAAUCUAGUGAUAUUCCUUACGCCUGAAUUCAUGGUUCUACGACGGGGUAUACAACGAGCUGGUGGAUGUAUAUGCAUUCGGAAUGUGUCUUCUUGAGAUGGUUACUGGUGAAUAUCCCUGUGGAAUGCAGCAAUCGGGUACAGAUAAUUAAGAAAGUGUACACUGGUGUUGAGGCUAAAUCUCUGGGAAAGGUAAAGGACUCCAGAGUGAAAGAUAUAAUCGAAAAGUGUAUGCUUCCCAUGUCUGUUAGGCUGUCUGCGGAAGAGUUGCUGAAAGAUCCAUUCGUUUUAUACAAUAGUAUGAAUCACACGUUUAGUUUAGGAUUAUGGUGCAAUUGAUUUAUUGAUUGAUUCUUUUUCCCACAUUGUCUCUUGGAAACAUUUUAGAAUAGACAAGAGCCUUUCUUUUCCAGAAGUUGUUGUUAAUUUUAGAAUUCAGUUGACUGUCCAUUGAGA
Molecule: messenger RNA, 1674 nt
Organism: Lycium ferocissimum
Lineage: Eukaryota; Viridiplantae; Streptophyta; Magnoliopsida; Solanales; Solanaceae
Product: probable protein phosphatase 2C 55
Exons: 1
Coding region: 1-1044 (347 amino acids)
Source: RefSeq, a predicted model, not a curated record